GAUUCGGGAGAAAUUACCAAAGUAAGGCAAGUUUUAACCACUUGUUGUUUUGUCUCUUUUGAUAUGUUUGUGUAAGGCUAUGUUACUGAAUUAGCUAGAUAUAGCUCUAUUUCUGGCCAUGAGACAUAUGGGAAUCGGGUAUAGAUUGGAAUCGUUUGUGGAAUCGGGUAGUGUUUAUAUAUUUUCAGGUGAAAACUUUGUGAAAUGGCACAUGGCAUACUUGGGUGGUUCCAAUGUUGACAUGGUGAUUCUAACUGAAUCCUUGUCAACUUCAGUGUCAACAGGUUUUUCAAUGCAUUUUGUUGACUUUGUGAUAGACAAAACCCUAAAUGUCCAUCCCAAACACUAAACGAUUGCAUUAGUUUGCAUUUUAUGUGCAAGGAAAAUGCAAGAAAUUUCACAUUAAAAAAUGCUCCAUUCUCUAUUCACAAUACAAUUCUCCAUUCUCCAUCAUUUUAUUUCACUGAUUUCAUGGUGAGGGCCAAGGAAGUCAUUGAAGCAGUGUGGAGAGGAAGAAUGAAAGAGAGAAACUGAAAUCUCUACCCAAUGCCCUAUGGAUUGCCCUACCUCGCUUCGCCAUGUGCAUCUAUAGAUCAUAAGGGGAGGUGCUCGAAUAGUCAUCACAACUCAAUUCAGUUUGGCUAUUAAAGGAAAAGCAAGGUUGUUCGUUACACAAUUGAAGACAUGAUCAUAUCAUCUUAGAUGGUGGAAGAUAGGCAAAGAAGCUUUGGAAGAGAGAACUUGCAUAUUCUGUAAUAAGGGAGUGGUAGAGAUGGAAUGUCACUUCAUCAAGGAAUGCACAACUCACGAGGAUAUCCGUAUUCAGUAUGAAAACAGUUUGAAGGUAAGGCAUGCACAGGGUUAUCACAAUGUGGCUGGAGAAAAAGACGAUAAAGCAUACUUGUCCUAUGAAUUUGUCGAUGCAAGCCUCACUCCUUUGGGAUGGCAGCAGGUUAACCAACUUCGUACGCAUGUUGCUAAUAGUGGUCUUGCGUCUAGCAUUGAGCUGGUCGUGACUUCUCCUUUGACAAGGACUAUGCAAACAGCAUUAGGUGUUUUUGGUGGUGGAGGCUAUAUAGAUUCUGAUUCAUCUCCUCCAUUAAUGGUUGCUGGUAGUGGCAAGAGUGAUCGCACUGCAAUUUCAACUUCAAACUAUCCACCUAUUGUAGCUGUGGAAUAUUGUCGAGAAGGUGUGGGACUAAAUCCAUGUGACAAGAGGAAAAGCGUCAGUGAGUAUAAAACCCUCUUCCCUAGCAUUGAUUUUUCUUUGGUAGAAACAGAUGAAGAUGUUUUGUGGAAGCCAGAUAUUAGAGAAAAAGAAUAUGAAAUUGCGGCUCGUGGAAGAGCUUUUCUUAACUGGUUAUUAACACGAAAGGAAAAAGAAAUAGCAAUUGUUACACAUAGUGGGCUUUUGAUACACACUCUGGCCCUCUUCGGAAAAGAUUGUCAUCCCUUCAUUAGAAACGAGAUUCACAAACCGUUUGCUAAUUGUGAACUUCGAUCAUUUGUUAUCUCUGACAGAAGUGCCAUUGGUACUAGUGUUCCCGUAACAGAUUUUCCAGGGUGCGUUCCUACUGGUCCCGAUGCCCCUAGUGACAAUGAUGGGGUAGAGAAUAUACGGAAUGAAUAUGCACUAGCUACAAAAUAAUCACCAUCCCACCAAAACAUUGUAAGCGUUCAAAGAACUCCAUUAAAAGUAAUUCGUGAUGAAGACAACACAAUUCAUUCAGUCAUAAUUUUGGUUUGCAUGAACACAUAUUGGUAGCAAAAUAAAUGCUACGAGUUGGAUACUUAGGCUGCAAUAAAGCUUACCAUUUGCAAAGCCGAGGAAUUCUUGAGAGAUUUUAGUUGUGUCAAAAUCAAAUUGCAGUAAUGCAGUUGCACAGCCAAAUUUGACAGAAUUCGAAGGAAAGCAGCUGAAACUUCUUCGAGUUUAAUCUCCACAAUUCAAAUACCUGUUCCUUAUUAAAAAAAAUUCCGUGAGACAUUUGUGAUGAUUGUGACCUUUAACUAACGACACAUGUUUUUCAUUCUCUUUUUUUCUAUAAGCAUCUCCUGUUUUCAUUAUACAACAAUGCUAUUGUACCAUCAAAUCUAUGGAGAGUCCUCUAUGUUUGAUUUAA
Cryptomeria japonica (Japanese cedar) is the source of this 2123-nucleotide messenger RNA. Its product is annotated as phosphoglycerate mutase-like protein 1. NCBI's taxonomy places the organism in Eukaryota, Viridiplantae, Streptophyta, Pinopsida, Cupressales, Cupressaceae. The transcript has 9 exons. The coding region runs from base 773 to 1648 and encodes 291 amino acids. The record is from RefSeq and is a predicted model, not a curated record. Gene Ontology annotation, cellular component: cytoplasm. Gene Ontology annotation, molecular function: phosphatase activity.